Scophthalmus maximus (turbot) is the source of this 1430-nucleotide messenger RNA. RefSeq names its product perforin-1-like. NCBI's taxonomy places the organism in Eukaryota, Metazoa, Chordata, Actinopteri, Pleuronectiformes, Scophthalmidae. Bases 712 to 1215 code for a protein of 167 amino acids. The transcript is spliced from 2 exons. The record is from RefSeq and is a predicted model, not a curated record.
UUCUCAUUAAGCUCUCUUUAUGUUAGUAAUCAAGAAAAACAUGAGCCCAACUUACCCAAGUGAGUAUUGACAGCGGAUGUGAUUGAACGAUAACAUAAGAGGAAUGUGCUUCGUUUGGAAAAAGAUUGCUGUGGUACUUCACGUUCAAUGUUCAAAAUUUUACAAUCUAGUGAACAAAAAUUGUUUUGUUUUAUUAACGAUUAUGAAUGUCCUUCUGUCCGCUGGACAACAAAGUUGAGUGCGAGCUUCUGACUCCAACAAUGUCGCUUGGAUUAGAAAAGACAGUCAAGUGUUUUCUGGUAUUUCAAAUUCAUUUCUUUGCAUUGUGUUGUAAUUUGGUUUACUCUGCUCGGUGAGCAAGUGUUGACACACGGGACUCUUUUUUGGACUUAGCUCUUGGAGGGCUUUGGGUUGGAGGGUGUGUGUGUGUGGAGGCUGACUUGUUGACAUUAUUAGUCUGAUGUGAAAACAAUCUAUUUGUGAAGCGAUUUCAGAGAAAAAGCACAAAUAUCUACAUAUACAGCAAAUAGCAUUAAAAGGCUAAAGAUAUGAAAAAUUGCCUUUAAGCAAUAAUUCAUCCAGAAACAUCGUCAUGCUUAUAAUACAAAUCGGUGGUGUCAGUCUACUCAAAAUGUCUGUAUAGUUGCCAAAAAAAUCCACGGUCACUCCAUUUCUGUCGUGCUGUGUAAUGCUGAGGGCGUAGCAGGUUUUAUGGGAGUUUCUUUUUCAAUCAAACUGAUUGGAGCUCUGCUGGCCUAUAAAAUAUGGGACUGCAGAUGGAGAGGUCAGAAGCAAAGUAUCAAAACUACAGUGUCCUGUGAAGCCAUGGCCUCCGGUCUUCCCCUCCUCCUGCUGGUCCUGUGCAGUCUGACUGCGGCCGAAGCUUGGCUGAGGUUGUACAACCUGCGGGCCAGCGGUCUUGACGCUGACACUUUUUCAGCCGCAGACGGCUACGUCAAGGUGUUCUGUGGCUCUGCCAAACUGGGUGAGACGUCCGUCAACCACAACAACGCAAACCCCUGGUGGACGGAGGAGUUCAGCCACUUCAAGGCCCAGGAGAAUGGCGUCCUGCGGCUCGAGGUGCACGACGAAGACAUCUUCUACGACGACCUGCUGGGAAUCUGCCAGUGUCAAAUCAAAGUGGGCACCCAUGAGCACAACUGCUUCCUGAAGGAGGGCGGCACCCUCCAUUACAUGUACACCUUCAGCAUGUAGAAAUGUAUCAUGUGUGGAUACAUCUGACCUUAAGUCUUUACAUGCAACCUGCAUCUGUCAGACUGGCUCUGAGGAAUGUAUGAUACUCACUCACACUCAAUAACUCCGUCAUUUACCUUUAUUCUGGUGCCUGUGUCCCACUUUAUCACUGGCUAUUAUUUUACCGCCUUUUCCAAGGUUGACAAUGAAAAAUAAACCGUGCUGCAACAACCAAA